GUUGAAUGUCUGCCAUUAACGCGCCUCUUGACUUUUUUCCCCCGACCUCUUCACAUCCGUAAAACCUACUGACUUUUGUACUACACGUUGUAUGUGAACAAGACAUUUCCGAGGAAGAUGGUGGCAGAAAAGGAGACCCUAACCAAACGCCCCGAAAAGAUGCCGAAGAAGAGGACCAAGCUGCUGGCACAACAGCCGCUCCCGGGGCACCAGCCACACACCCUGGUUUCAGAGGGCUUCACAGUCAAAGCCAUGAUGAAAAACUCAGUCGUGAGAGGCCCCCCGGCUGCAGGGGCAUUUAAAGAAAGACCAACGAAGCCCACAGCUUUUCGAAAAUUUUAUGAGCGUGGAGACUUCCCAAUUGCCCUUGAGCAUGAUUCAAAAGGCAACAAAAUAGCGUGGAAGGUGGAAAUCGAGAAGCUGGACUACCACCACUACCUGCCCCUGUUUUUUGACGGGCUCUGCGAGAUGACGUUUCCCUACGAGUUCUUCGCCCGGCAGGGCGUCCAUGACAUGCUGGAGCACGGCGGCAACAAGGUCCUCCCUGUCAUCCCGCAGCUCAUCAUCCCGAUGAAGAAUGCUUUGAACCUCCGAAACCGGCAGGUCAUGUGUGUCACCCUCAAAGUCCUCCAGCACCUGGUGGUGUCCGCUGAGAUGGUGGGCGAGGCCCUGGUGCCCUACUACCGCCAGAUCCUCCCCAUCCUGAACAUCUUCAAGAACAUGAACGUGAACUCCGGGGACGGCAUCGAGUACAGCCAGCAGCGGAGGGAGAACGUGGGCGACCUGAUCCAGGAGACGCUCGGGGCCCUGGAGCGCCACGGCGGAGAGGACGCCUUCAUCAACAUCAAGUACAUGGUCCCCACCUACGAGUCCUGCUUGCUGAACUGA
Molecule: messenger RNA, 888 nt
Organism: Pteronotus mesoamericanus
Lineage: Eukaryota; Metazoa; Chordata; Mammalia; Chiroptera; Mormoopidae
Gene: PACRG
Product: parkin coregulated
Exons: 5
Coding region: 118-888 (256 amino acids)
Cellular component (GO): cytosol; vesicle; neuron projection
Molecular function (GO): Hsp90 protein binding; Hsp70 protein binding
Source: RefSeq, a predicted model, not a curated record